Dichomitus squalens LYAD-421 SS1 is the source of this 2388-nucleotide messenger RNA. RefSeq lists its product as uncharacterized. The record is from RefSeq and is a predicted model, not a curated record. The transcript is spliced from 5 exons. Gene Ontology annotation, molecular function: endopolyphosphatase activity; phosphatase activity. The coding region runs from base 383 to 2053 and encodes 556 amino acids. NCBI's taxonomy places the organism in Eukaryota, Fungi, Basidiomycota, Agaricomycetes, Polyporales, Polyporaceae. Gene Ontology annotation, biological process: polyphosphate catabolic process. Gene Ontology annotation, cellular component: cytoplasm.
CGACCAACUUUCCCCUCCCUGACUGCUCGACUGUUUACCUCUAGAUCCCAAUCUCGUGCACACUCAUCUAGGCCGCGUCGCCCGACAUGCAACGGUAUGGCCAAGGGCGGACACGACCGUCGGCGGCGAGCUCCCUCGUCGUCUCCGUCUUCGUAGUCGCCGUCCUGCUGCUUGCGUACCUCAACGAACCGCUACUGGUAUCGAGAGCGCAAUCAUACUCCUUCGGCUCACUCGCGGCCCAGAAGAAGAAAAAGGACAAGUUCCGUGAGUGACUUGCCUUCCCGACUUCAACAAGUACAUCCACGAGAAGACCAUCCCUCCCGAGUCCCUUGGGUUAGGAGCACACGAUGAACGUGUGAUCAUCAUCGGCGACACACAUGGGAUGAACCGUUCACUACACAACCUGCUCGCGGCGGUGGAGUACAAGCCGCACCAAGACACCGUGUUCCUAGUCGGGGACAUCCUCGCCAAAUCCACAGAAGCCGGCUCCCUCGCGAUCCUCGACUUCCUCGUGCGACAGAACUGCUGUGCGAAGGGCGUCGGAGACGCGCCUCGGCCCUCGGGAUCCCCUGCGCGUGAUUCGCACGCGAAGCCGGCCCCGUGCAAGCCCGUCUACGCCGUACGGGGAAACCACGACCAGAUGAUCGUCCAGUGGCGUGCGUGGCGCGAUUGGUUCGAGGGCCUCCAGCUCAGCUUCCCCUCCGCGCACCUCUACCCGCCCCGGCGCCGCUCAGGCUCCUUGUCCGCGCUCGCCGCGUCCCUCGCGUCUGCCACGACGACGACCGCGUCGUACGACGCCGGGCCGCCCGUGGGCACGGGGGAGCAGUUCCUCGCCCUCAUCGAGGCGGAGUGGCUGCGCGACCGGGCGGACGACCCGAGCGGCGCCGGCUCGGACGCCGAGGAGUGGGUCGACGUCGCGCGGAAACGGGCCCGGGGGACGUGGCGCGCGGAGUGGUGGAGGCGCAUCCCGCAGCCGGGCAAGGGCCGGACGAGCAAGGACUGGAUCAUGUUUGGGGACCACUACUACAUCGCGAGGGAUAUGAAGCCGGAGCACGCGGAGCUCCUGUACUCGCUGCCGCUGGUGAUCCACGUCCCUUCCGAGCACUUCUUCCUCGUACACGGCGGCCUCUUGCCCCUCGAUCCGCGCAAGCCGUCCGACGAUAAGCACCAGCCGCUUGCACAUCCACCUUCACCGGACGAUGAAGAAGAAGUUGAGGACGAAGACGAUUACGAUUACGAGUAUCCCACGAUAGACUCCGGAUCGUCGCAGCACGUCUUCCCCCGCGCGGAGCCGCACGGCGAAGGCCACGACAACGGCGACGAGGUGGAGGAGCUCCGCGUCCUCCAGGAACGCUCCCUCCUCGAGGACAUCCCGCACAACCGCGACCCGUGGGUGGUCCUCAAUAUGCGCGGCGUCAGGAAGAAGGGCAAGGUCACGCGGCGGGGCGACAAGGGCACCCCGUGGGCGAAGAUCUGGAAUGGCGAGAUGAAGCGCUGCACCGGGUUCACCGGCUCUGCACGGGACGUCCCAGCCGCUGAGCACUCUCCCGGCGAGGACGAGGACACGGAGGGGGAUGGGGGUGUGGACGGGCACGCGCUCCCGUGCUACCCCUCGACCGUCGUGUACGGUCACGCCGCCUCGCGGGACCUCGACGUCCGGCGCUGGACCGUCGGGCUGGACACUGGGUGCCUGUACGGGCGGCGCUUGACGGGGCUCGUCCUCACCCGCCCGCGCACGGACGCGGGGGGCCCGACGCGGACGUCGCCUCUCUACGUCGACGCCGAUGACGACGCCGACGAGGAGGACGAUGACGAAGAGGAGUCGAGCGACGAGGAGGAGGACGAGCUGGACGAGACGGCGCCGGAGGGCCACCUGCGGGACAUGAACUCGCGGUUCGCGCGCGUCGCGGGCGGGUCGGCGAUCGCGCGCGCGAGGCCGAGGGCCAGGCGGGCGAAGACGUGGACGCGGACAAUCCGGUUCGGGGACAGGGACUCGGGGGUGGAGGCGAGGCUCGUGAGCGUCAAGUGUCCCAAGGUCGGGGACUCGAGCUGAGCGUGCGCUGGCGCGCACGCGUCUCGUGCACGUGGUGUUGUGCUGUUCGUCGUGUCGUUCUGACGCUGCAUUCGGCUUGUGCUAGACGCAUAUAGGCGUGCUAGAGCUAGAGCUGAUGGUUUAGGAUACUUACUGAUAAUUCGCUUGGGCUUGAGGUGGUUUCCCUUGUCUGCAUAGUACUGUAUUUCUAGUGUCUCCUGGUCGGUGUUUUCGGUUUGCAUAGUCUCUUUUUCUUCGCAUUUAUGAACGAGUAGGGUAGAGCUCUCUCUAAUAUAUCGCGCCUUGCAUUCUGUACCAGUACCAUCUUACAUACGCGGUCGUAUCUACAUUCAAAC